GAUAAAUAAUACGGACGAACAAAUACUCAGCCGGUUACAGAACAUAAGUAAUGAAUCAGUUGUGACGGGGAAUAAUCGCUGGAGAUUUAGCUAACAAAACGUAGCUUUCGGACGGGAAUUAAAGUGUGCAAGGACAUGGUUUAUUCUCAUGGUGAAAAGAAAGUAGUUAUUGCUGUUUAGAACAACCAGUGUAAAGAAUUAAAGGGGGUAAAUUUGGACCGUUAAUUCUUCUUUUUUUUUUUUAGUUGUUAAGUUUACAUAUACAAUAAAAAAAACAUCACCAAGGAUGUCUUGUCAGUUUUAUCAAUUUUAUUGAAUAACUGUGAAGUGUUCAAAGAAGAGAAACCUAAUUUCAAAAUAAAAUCACAAACAUGGCGUUGGCAGGAUGCACAACCACUACCACGGAAAAACUGCCUUUGCCGUCGGUCACAAAAAUGACGUUAUUUCCGUCGAUAAACUCGCCACGAGUGACUUGUACAGGCGGAGCGCACGAGCAAAGCGACUCCGCGUCAAACUUUUCACAAAGUGUAUGUGCCCAACCGACGUCACAGCUGGUGCGGUCCAGAAGUAUGACGCAUGGAAUUUUGGGACCGAAUCAUCAGCUGUAUCCCAGCUCUCAAUGGGCGACAGAAAACAAAUUGGAGUUCUCGGACAGGCGAACGGAAGUUCCGUCUAGCUCGCGCCCGGACUUCGUCAUAACGUCUCUUGACACCCGAAAACACAACCCACAGUCCAAACAGAUCUUCCAUAUCAAAAGGAUAAAUAAAAAGCCCGUAUGCAGUGUACAGUGGCUCGGUGCGGGUAAGGAGGCCGGAAGCCAGGCGCCUGGGGAAGCCACCAGGAGCGAGUAUCGGACAUCCUUCCAGCAGCGUCCGCUAGCAGAGCCGCGCCACAUCGUUCAUAAACAAGAAAAGGAGAAUAAACCGAUCGAUGGCAUCGUUCCGAUCAACAUCACAAGUAAAACAUUUGACGUUCGCUCAGAAAUGAUGUUGCCUGUUUGUGAUUCGACUGCGAUACCAUCGGCACAUAACCCGCACCGCUACUUGCUCAGGAAGAGAAAAGUUCCCGCCCCUUUCACAGCGGACACCCACGCGGUCAAUUGUGCCUGCGGUAUAGUGUACCCGAACCUGUCCCGGCCCCCUGCACCACCCACCAAGUCAACCCCGGCGUCUGGUGCAUCCACGCCCCUCCUUUGUGGGACGGACCGUAUCAGCGUCAGCAGCCUGUCUGGGUACGCCUUCAGCCGCCGGAAGUUUAUACAGCCGCCCUCGAAUAACAUCCAGCCAGGGUUUGACGGCGGGGUACCAAUGUGCGAGAGUACCAAGUUUGGUGAUACUCUUCUGCCCUUCAUGAAGGCAAAGUCCAUCAUUUAAGAGUGGUUUAAAACUGGACGUGUAUUUCAUUUCUUGAUAUUUAAUGACCUGUUGAUGUAAAUACAUAUGUAUUUAUUUACCUUAUUAUUUAUUUUGCGUUGAAGUGCUUUUAGUUUCUAUGACUACAGCUCAAAGCUUUUUUUAUUGAAUUUGACUUCGUUUAUUGUGAUGACGCUGUCUAAAUAAAGUUAAACUUUU
Molecule: messenger RNA, 1571 nt
Organism: Mya arenaria
Lineage: Eukaryota; Metazoa; Mollusca; Bivalvia; Myida; Myidae
Exons: 8
Coding region: 372-1373 (333 amino acids)
Source: RefSeq, a predicted model, not a curated record